AUGGCCCCGCGCCGGUUCAUUGGCAGCGAGACGAGCAGGGCCGGCUCACGGGGCUCGGGAGUCGGGUCGCCUGAAUGGAGGCGCGGCGCAGAGGACCACGGCGAUCUGCGCAUCGAGGGUGACGGCCGGGGCACGUGCACGACCCGCCGGUGUGGUGAAGCGGAGGCGAUUCAAGCGCGGAGACCCGGCAGGACGCUGGAGGUCGAGCGCGGAGGCGAUUCAGGCGCGGAGACCCGGCAGGGCGCUGGAGGUCGAGCGCGGGGCGGAGGCGCGAGGCCAGCCGCGGCCAGAGACGGCUGCGCGACCGGGCGGCUCACCGGCGGAACGGCUCAGGCGCGGAGAACCGGCAGGGCGCUGGAGGCCGAGCGCGGAGGCGGAGGCGCGAGGCCAGCCGCGGCCAGAGACGGCUGCGCGACCGGGCGGCUCACCGGCGGAACGGCUCAGGCGCGGAGAACCGGCAGGGCGCUGGAGGCCGAGCGCGGAGGCGGAGGCGCGAGGCCAGCCGCGGCCAGAGACGGCUGCGCGACCGGGCGGCUCACCGGCGGAACGGCUCAGGCGCGGAGAACCGGCAGGGCGCUGGAGGCCGAGCGCGGAGGCGGAGGCGCGAGGCCAGCCGCGGCCAGAGACGGCUGCGCGACCGGGCGGCUCACCGGCGGAACGGCUCAGGCGCGGAGAACCGGCAGGGCGCUGGAGGCCGAGCGCGGAGGCGGAGGCGCGAGGCCAGCCGCGGCCAGAGACGGCUGCGCGACCGGGCGGCUCACCGGCGGAACGGCUCAGGCGCGGAGAACCGGCAGGGCGCUGGAGGCCGAGCGCGGAGGCGGAGGCGCGAGGCCAGCCGCGGCCAGAGACGGCUGCGCGACCGGGCGGCUCACCGGCGGAACGGCUCAGGCGCGGAGAACCGGCAGGGCGCUGGAGGCCGAGCGCGGAGGCGGAGGCGCGAGGCCAGCCGCGGCCAGAGACGGCUGCGCGACCGGGCGGCUCACCGGCGGAACGGCUCAGGCGCGGAGAACCGGCAGGGCGCUGGAGGCCGAGCGCGGAGGCGGAGGCGCGAGGCCAGCCGCGGCCAGAGACGGCUGCGCGACCGGGCGGCUCACCGGCGGAACGGCUCAGGCGCGGAGAACCGGCAGGGCGCUGGAGGCCGAGCGCGGAGGCGGAGGCGCGAGGCCAGCCGCGGCCAGAGACGGCUGCGCGACCGGGCGGCUCACCGGCGGAACGGCUCAGGCGCGGAGAACCGGCAGGGCGCUGGAGGCCGAGCGCGGAGGCGGAGGCGCGAGGCCAGCCGCGGCCAGAGACGGCUGCGCGACCGGGCGGCUCACCGGCGGAACGGCUCAGGCGCGGAGAACCGGCAGGGCGCUGGAGGCCGAGCGCGGAGGCGGAGGCGCGAGGCCAGCCGCGGCUAGAGACGGCUGCGCGACCGGGCGGCUCACCGGCGGAACGGCUCAGGCGCGGAGACCCGGCGACUCACGGCGGCUCACUUGCGGUGGAGACAAGGCCGUCCGACGGCGGGCGGGUCAAGGCGACCCCAGCAGAGGCAAAGCAGCGGCGCAGCAACGACCCGGCGGGUUGGAUGCGCGAACCGGCGACGGCGGGGGCGCAGUGGGUCGAUGA
This is a messenger RNA of Aegilops tauschii subsp. strangulata, 1608 nucleotides long. Lineage: Eukaryota; Viridiplantae; Streptophyta; Magnoliopsida; Poales; Poaceae. The record is from RefSeq and is a predicted model, not a curated record.